GACGUCAUCUGAGGUAUAAAAGCGCUUGUCGACAAUUUUCGACGACAGGUACCGAGUUAGAAUCGUCGUGGCAAGGGCGAAAGUUGAAAAAUGGCAGCUCCUGUGGCUAUUUUAGCUGUUCUUGCCUUCAUAGCUUCUGUCCAGGGUGUUGUACCUCCAGGGUAUGUAUUGGAUAUUUCACCUGACUGUGGGGCAAAUGGUAUUUCCGACGCUGCUGUACAUCUGAUGACUGACUUCGACGCCGAGGCCAAGGCGAUCUGUGCCGGCAACAAGGAAGUUAGCUUCACCACGCAUGAUGGAGUGUUCUUUAAUCUACCCGUCUCCUACCCUACUUCCGGGAAAUCAACAUGUAAAUUUGUGAAAAAGAAAGACGCCUUUGUGUACACUAUUCUGGUGAUUGUUGCGUUCGGUAGUCCCGGUAGCCGUCUCCACCAGUCGGAUGAACGAUACACCGUCACGUGCUCCUUCCAACCAGGGGGCAACAAGAAGAGCUUCCCACUCACGAUCAAGCCAGGGGACACUGCUCCCAGGGUGGUGGAAGGAAACACGCCUCCAAAGAGUCCCUCUGUCAUCCAUCUGUACCUGGUCAACAUCGUUGGCAAGAAGAUAACUGGUUCCGUGUCAGCGGGCAAGAGUGUCAGACUGAAGGCCGUAACUCUCGGACCUUCUGACAAGGGAAUCCGACCGGAGUCGUGCGAUGCUGUCAACUCAAAGGGCGCCCGAUUCUCUAUUCUAAGAUCAGGGUGUGGAGACGGAAUGGUCAUGAAGCAGACGAAAGGUUUCAGAACCUAUGGCAAGGUGGCAUACAGCGCUUUCUUUAAACUAUUUACAGUCAACGGGGACCCACAACUAAGUAUAGAUUGCAACUUUACCAUCUGCGCCAAAACGUGCAAUGGGCCGUCGUGUUAUUUUGAAUGGCGUAGACGCAGGGAGCUGCCAGGUGACGGUGCUGGAAACUUUCAUAGGAGUUCCAUCAGUUUUGCCAGGACUGAAAUGAUCACGUUGAACGGCGUUUCUGAUGAUGUUCUGCCACAUCCCGCAGCUCCUCGGCCGCGUGCCUGACGCAACCAGUAAAUCCUGUAAUAUUUUUUAAACUGGUGAUUGGACAAUAAAAAAAUAAAAUGAUA
Molecule: messenger RNA, 1127 nt
Organism: Haliotis rubra (blacklip abalone)
Lineage: Eukaryota; Metazoa; Mollusca; Gastropoda; Lepetellida; Haliotidae
Product: vitelline envelope sperm lysin receptor-like
Exons: 10
Coding region: 91-1062 (323 amino acids)
Source: RefSeq, a predicted model, not a curated record